UUCAUUACCCGUCCCGUACCCGCUAAUAAACCCACCCGCUUCCUUUGUCCGGAUCCCGUGCCAAUGCCAUUGCCCCCUGUCAGAACCCCACAUGUAUCCGUACCCAUGUCCCAUCCAUGUCUGAAGUCUUUCCCGCCAGCAAGCCGCUGGGAGACGCGACCACGGGACUGGUGUCCACUGAAGCAACUACAGCUUUGCAGGCAAGCACCAAAGCAAUGCAAAGGUUGACUUGGUGGAGAGCUGUGGGAGUGUGCUUCUUCCUGCUGCUGCUAACGCUGUUUCUACUGCUGCUAUCCCAGACGGAAACAGCAGAAACGGACGGACGGGGUUUGAGAUGGAUACCUCGGCGGCCGUCAAGUUUACGUUGCUGCUACUGAUGCUGCGGGAGACUGGAGAAUGCGACAGUGUCGUCAUCAAUCGCAAACCCGCAGCUUCGCUUUCUCAGUCCAUUUCUUUCCUAGUGUGAGAACACUCUCAGCCCAGCAACCAG
Molecule: messenger RNA, 490 nt
Organism: Colletotrichum acutatum
Lineage: Eukaryota; Fungi; Ascomycota; Sordariomycetes; Glomerellales; Glomerellaceae
Exons: 1
Coding region: 117-377 (86 amino acids)
Source: RefSeq, a predicted model, not a curated record